AUGCACCCAAAUUACAGACCGGGACACCUCCGAGAUGGAUACGACAUUGCCGUGCUGAUUCUCAGCGACCCAGUGGAGGGAAUUCCAAUUCCCCAGCUGGCAGAUCCCCACCUCUUUCUGCACUGCAAAAUGACAGCGCUCACGCUGGGGUGGGGCUCGCAGCAUUCCACGGGAGGGGAUUUACCAGAGAAGUUGCAGAUGGGCACGCACUCAAUAUUGUUUUGGGACUCCAGCUCUUGCCCUGUAGAUAGCAGCCUGUUGAUGUGCUUGAAGGCUCCUCCCCCUUAUGAAGAAAACACAUGUGCAGGUGACAGCGGCGGCCCCGUGCUCGUCCCCGACAUGCCGGGGUUUGUUUUCGAAGAGGGAAACCCGGAAAGGGAUCUCAUCGUGGGUCUCACGUCCUUUGGGACGAAGCAGUACGAUUGCAGCCACCCCAAGAGCAUCGGGUAUUAUACGCGGCUGAGCACAAUGCGAGAUUGGAUUGAUGAAACAGUGGAAGCAGAGCUGGGGAGUCGAUCUCCAAGCCCAGCUGAAAGCAGUAUUAGGAUGAUUCCAGGUUCCGAACACGAGUUAAGAGGGCUAUUUGAACAGAAUUGGAUUCUUCGGCGAACUAGCAUUGUGCAAGGAAGCAUAAUUCUCCGUGGCAUGAAUUGGACUGACAUCGAAUCGAGCAAAGAGAAUCAAGCCGUAUUGAUGCGGGCCAUCGUUACCAUGAUUGCCAGACAAGCCGAGGUUGUUGACAACCGGGUGAUCAUCACUGCCCUCACGGAGGUCAGGGGCAAUGUUGGUAUCAACUACAAGGUUAUCUUUCCAAGCCCCUGGGGGCGUACGGACACCUCACCCACUGGAGACUUCGGCAUAGACAAUUUUUUGCUCGGAAUCAGCAUGCGAAACGAAACCUUCUUGAUGCAAUACGACCCUGAUGAAAACAGUCUAAGUAGGAUGCAGCUUUUCAGUGACGUUCGCUUGGAACAGGCAUUCAGUGCUGAGCCUAUAAAGCAGGAAGAUCUAGGAGAAACGGUUCUGUGGAAGAAAUGGGUGUCACAGCCAGAAGCGGUUGCGGGUGCCAUGCUUGUUCUUUGUUUGGCGAUAGCGUGCAUGAUCGUCAGAACUGGAUCGUCAACAACAAAUGGGCACUCAUUCUCCUUUCAAGGGCAUGGCGGAUCAGUCAUCCAGGGUCAAGUGAGAUUGGCCAAAGGAAACUUUGACUAUUACAAGGCCAAUCCUGAGCUGCGAAAGCAAAUCAGUGAAGAAAUGGUGCAAGCAUUGCUGCUGGAGAUGGAGCAGCAUUGUGGAACUUCAAAUGUUAGGGAGACAGGGGCAAGGAGAGGAUCAAUCAUAGUGUCAUAUGAGAUAGACAUACCCGCAGGCACAUCAGACGAGACUGUUCGAAAACUGGUAGACAAAUUGGAGAAUAAUGCAUCCGCAGUUUUUCAAAAAAGCAAGCUGCUGGACAGACUUGACCCACAAGACUGCAAUCCUGUGAAACUGCUCAGGAAUGGCAUUCAAACCGAGACAAUAUCAGAUUGUGUCAGCACAUGCACAAAGUCGCGGGGCACGGCAUCAACUUUCCGGUUAUUCAAUGUGCUUUAUGCAGCCAUUUUUGCAGCGGCGUUUACUGUGGCACUGACCCAGGUUGUAUUCACCAAACCCACUGUUUCUAGCGUCUUCCAACUUGCUCCGAGGAUGGAAAAACGUUGGAAUGAGACAUCGGAAUGGAGAACUCUUGGCGCGGCCAGCCAGCUUUCCACCCAGGAAGGAGUGGUGGAUGCACCAGCUGGACGAUUCGAUUAUAUUGUCAGCAUCAGCGGAGUUAACUACGGUCACAAGUGCAGUGGGGUCUUGAUAGAAGGCUCGUGGGUAUUGACAGCGGCGCACUGCGUUGAAUCUGUGGGAAAGCUGCCCAGAGUGCAUAUAAAUCGAAGGGAGACAGGGGGUGCUGGACCUACUGCUGGCGAUACGCUGAAGGUGGUGGAAUCGAUAAUUCAUCCAAAAUGGAAUGGCAACCUUGAGAAUGGUUGGGAUGCCGCUUUGUUGCUCCUGGAUCGCUCUGUGGGCGUCGUGAGUCCCAUCCUCGCUGAUCCCAGCUUCAAUCUACGUCCCUCAACGCAGCUCUUUGUGCCAGCGUUUGGAGACAGCCUUCGAUUGGCGAAGAUGACCGUGGUCCCAAACCACUUGUGGCUGGGCCUGAGAGCCCUGAGUCCAGAUAUGUCGUGCAUGCUCUCAGAUUCUUUCCCACUGGAGGAAGGUUGUUCGGGUGGCCCGGCAUUGAUACUACACAGCCCCGGAGGCCCUAAUGACCUCGUUCAUCUUCAAGAGGGGAGGCCUGAUCUGGACUUGCUUGUAGGCAUUGUGUCCCACAGCAACAUGGUGCAGGGCUUUCACAGGGAGACGGCAUUGCAGAAGAUAAUGGUCAUUAGGCAGUGGAUCUUUGAUGUAGUGCAUACAGAGGACGUCCACCGACAUGAAGAAAACGAGAAUUUGCAGCUUUGGUCAUGGAUUGGAGACUGGUCAAAGGGAACGUUGCUGCUGGCUGGAAUGAUGCAAUUAGCUCUUGUUGCCUCGCGACAUUUGAUCAGUCAACGAGCGCUACAGAAAUGCCGUUCGGUGAGCAAGUGGACUUCAGACAUGGAGCGCAGAGAGUCUGCUAUGAAGGUGGCUUCCAUUGAGCCGCUGCAUGCGGUGAUCGACGAAGUGGGAGAAAUGCUGCCUAGCAUCAGGUACAACGAGAAUACGCUGAAAUUCCUGCAUGCCUGCAUGGAACACGCAAAGAUCAUAUCGCAAGAGAGUCCAUGUACAUUCCAUGCUGACAGCCCAAAGUUGAAAGCCUGGAAUGAUCUGGUCAAGGCCAUCACAGAUGGAAAGAUGCUUGUAUCAAGCCACACUCGAGAAUUCGACCUGUGGAACUAUUACACAGUGUCUGAAGCGGUGUAUUUGGUGGAAGACUGCUGCGCACAUAUUUUGAUCUCGGUUGAACAACUUAUGAGAGGCAGCACGGCCAGCGCACAAAACAAGAUUCCGGAUGGGAGUGCAGAAGAGGAUAGGGUCUUCCUUGAGCAGCACCUUGGGUUUCUGAUUGGCAUACGAGGUCCCGAGUGUAUUGGCAACCAAUCAUUCCUGCCUGAGUGGAUUGAUAUUCGAUCGAGGAUAAGGGGAGCACUCGAUCGCGUGGAGCAAAUCUGCAGGACUGACGUGGAGUGGGAGAGCAAGACAUUGAUUGCCAGCGGCCGCCAGGGCACCGUAUACAGGACCAAUUGGAAAGGCAGACCCGUCGCACUUAAAGUGGCUAAAGGUAUGAAGGGUCUGGACAGCGGCCUCGGGGCGCUGGCGGGGCUGUGGGCGGAAGCUGCCCUCAAUGCAAGAUUCGACCAUCCGCAUGUUACGCGUGUUCUGGCCAUGAGCGGCAUCGUUCGCGACGGCGAGGUAGAUCCCAACGCGUUUCUGGUCAUGGAACUGGGAACGGAAAAUCUGGAGACUUGGUACAAGCGGCAAGACCCGGAGGACUGGCUGCUAAAACGCCAUGUUCUUUUUCAGGCUGCAAAAGGCCUGCUCCACUUGCAUGAGAGCAGGGUGGUUCAUCGUGACAUCAACACGCAGAACUUUCUUGUCUUCGAUGAUGGCCAGGACUCCUGGCCGAUCAUCAAAGUGUGCGACUUUGGCGAUGUCGUCGCGCAGCCCAUUUGCUGGAGGAAUGAGACGACACUGGAAAAGCAGCCGGGAACGUCGUUCUACCUAGCACCAGAAAUUUUCGAUGGCGAGCCCAGCAGCACUGAGAGCGACGUCUUUAGUUUCGGAAUGGUGUCGAUGGAGAUUGUGGCGUCGAAGGGGAUUUCCGUGCUUGAAGCUCAAUGGGCAGGAAUAAGAGCAAGACAAGAUGCCAGACUGCCCUGCAAGAUUCCCUCUGGAUGUCCGAAUGACCUUGAAGACCUGAUCGUGCGGUGCCUUUCGCCCAAUCCCGACGCAAGGCCGAGCAUGAGGGAGGUGGUGUCAAUCCUAGCUGAAUAG
Ostreobium quekettii is the source of this 4005-nucleotide messenger RNA. The record is from the annotation of a GenBank genome assembly. NCBI's taxonomy places the organism in Eukaryota, Viridiplantae, Chlorophyta, Ulvophyceae, Bryopsidales, Ostreobiaceae.